CCAAGGGCUAACCAAUUUUACCAUCGGGAACGCCAUAACUUAACUUUGCGGAACGUUUACUUUGUUUUGCCGAAACAGCAAGGUCAUAAUGACAGACGCGACAGAGCUUUGUUGGGAACUACAAGGUUUACAGUAGCGGAAAGUCUAUUUAGGAAUGGGUGCAGGGUGUUCAACGUCACGAAGUGUUCAGGUCGCACCAGCACCGGACGAAAAGGAUGAUGCCUCAGGCAACAUCAAGGUUAUACCUGGGCCAGACCAACUUCUCGCUAAUAACAAGCUACCCAAGCUUGAGAAUUGGGUACCUGAACCAAUAUCGGCACCACCGUCGCCAAUACCAGCUGGAAGAAAGCAGAAACUCGUGUUAGAUGACGCUCCUCAAGUCUCCUGGCCACCCCAUCUAGCCACAGUCACCAAAGGCAUCUCCCUUCGCGGACUGCGCAAAGUUCGCGAGGCCCUCCGAAAACACUUUGGCGAGAAGCGCUACCCGAGCGUCACCACCGCUGACGUCUGCUCCAAAUGGGUCAAACCCAUAACUGCGGCGGCUGGGAAGUGCAGGCUUGUGGAAGUACCCGGGCUGCUGACUCACGCAGGAGGUGGUUCCGGAGCAGGAGGGGCGGGAGCAGGAGGAGGAGGAGCAGGCGGGGAGGGGGAGGAUGUUGGAGUGCCUCAGUACUUCAUUUCGCACGCCUGGUCCAACAGCAUCGAGCUGCUGUUCCGCAAGGUGUUUGACUUCCUGUCCUCCGCCGACGAGUGCACGCGCGUGUGGCUGGACGUGCUGGCGGUAUGCCAGCACGAGGACAUGCCGCCACACCGCCACGACAUUGCCGCCUUUGCGGAUGUGGUGGCGGCGUGCAGCGGGGGCACCCUGGUGGUGAUGGACCUCACACGUUGCAACCCCUCCACCCGCGCCUGGUGCAUCUUCGAGUGGGCUCACACCCUUGCUGCCCACGGCCCCGACGGGCUGCACAUGCAGCUGGCGCCCCUGGAGCGGGCGGCGGUGUUCCGCGACCUGGAUGUGGAGCGGGCGGAGUGCUUCCGAGCGGCGGACAAGGAGAUGAUCAUGCGGGAGGUUCGGCGGCAGCACGGCUCCUCCGCCGCCUUCAACUCCAAGCUGAAGCUGCAGCUGCUGCUGGAGCCGCUGAGCUACCGAGUGGACCUGCGGCGGCUGCAGCAGCGGAGCCGGGACACGGAGUGGCAGUGGGGGCCGGUGGAGGAGUGGAUGCAGGGGGGAGGAGUGGCGGGAGGAGGAGGAGGGGGAGGCAGUCGGGCGCUGUGUGUGGUGUCGGGAGCGGGCGAGGGCAAGAGCACCAUCUCGGCUGAGCUCAUCCGCCGCCUCACACCCCCACCCCCACCACCUCCGUCAACCUCCUCUCCCGCUUCCGGGGAAGACGCAGCCGCCACCCCCAACCCCGCUAAUCCCAACACCGCCUCCACCUCCACCCCCACCACCAUCUCCUCCCCCACCUCUGCUGCCUCUGCCUCCACUGCUGCUGCCUCUGCCUCUGGCGGUGUGGUGUCCGCCUACCACUUCCUAAAGUACAACGACCAGCGGCGGCUGGAGCCGGUGCGCAUCGUGAAGAGCCUGGCAUUCCAGCUGGCGUCCAGGCUCCCCUCCGUGUGCGCCUGCCUGCUGGAGUGUGAUGUGGCGGCGGUGGCGCAGAUGACGGAGGUGGGCCGGGCGUUCGAGGAGCUGCUGCUGCGGCCGAUGAUGGCGGCGGAGGCGGCAGGGGAGGAGGGGGGGCAGCAGGUGCUCAUCAUCCUCGACGCGCUAGACGAAGCCGACCCAGCCCCCUCCCUUUCCUCCUCCACCUCCUCCUCCUCCUCCUCUCCUUCAUCCCCCGCCUCCCCCGCCUCAUCCCAGCCCCGCUACCCCGUCCUCUGCGGGAACCGUGCCCUCCAGCUGCUAGCACACCACCUGCAGCGGCUGCCCCCCCGGCGUGUGCGGUUCUUUCUGACCACCCGGCCCGACGCGGCGGGGGGGCGGGUGGUUGCAUGCCUGGACAGGACGUUUCGGGAGCAGGGCGGGGCGGUAUACCUGCGGCCCUCUCAGUUGGUGCGAGGAGGAGGAGGAGGAGGGGGAGGGGAAGGGGGUGGGGGUAAUGGAGGUGGAGGAGGAGGAGGAGGCGUGCUGGUGUAUUUGACGGUGAUGAAGGCAUGCCUGGGAGAGGGUGAGGAGGAGGAGAAGGAGGAAGGAGAGGAGGGCAAGGCGGAUGGGGCUGCUGCUACGGAGGGGCCUGCGGCAGGAGAAGGAGGAGGAGGACAUACAGCGCCAGCAGCAGCCGCAGGAGGAGGAGGAGCUACAGAAACCGCCCCACCUGCAGCUGCUCCCACCAUUGCUGCCACAGCAGCUGCAGCAUUCACAGCGGCAUCAGCAGCAACCCCGCCCACCACCCCUCGUGCUCGUCCCUCCUCCCCCGCCCGCGCCACCACAAACGGCACUGCCCACGCUUCCCCCUUCUCCCCCGUCCGCGGCACCACCCGCCUCCUCGCCCUCGUCACGGGCGGCUAUCCCUCCCUCCGCAAAAUCCUAAACACCGCCGCCGCAGCCGCCGCCUUCGCCUCCGCUUCCGGCAACUACCCCUCCCAACCCCAACCCCAUGCACCGGAUCUCGCCGCGCUACACGAAGUGUACGGCAAAGUGUUUCGUCGCGCGUACGACACCUACUCAUCCUCCGAGCGAUCCGCGGUCUGCCGGCUGCUGGAGGUGCUGUUGGCGGCGCAGGAGCCCUUGCCGCAGUCCUUGGUGGCUGCUCUGGGGCUUGGUGGAGCGGUGGGGCUACUGCCCGGGUGGGGUGUGUUGUUUUACGUGGACGAGCAUCACCUGUUUACGUUGCAUAAGAGCCUGGCGGAUUGGUUGUUGCUGGAUGCGGCGACCGGGUCAGGGAGCGCCGCUGCUGCUGCUGCUGCCUCCUCAUCAUCGGCAGCUCCUGCGGCUGCACAAGGGGUUGGUGGAGGGGCAGCCACACACGCCCCUGCGGGGGGUGCGGGGUUGCAAUACACACACGAUCAGCGUCCGUCUACUCCCAGCGGGGGCGGAGGGCGCAGCAUCUUCUCUCGCUUCCAUGGGGGAGGAACAGGAGGAGGAGGUGGAGGUGCUGGCAGGGAGGUGGUGAGGGCUGCGGAGGCUGCUGCUGCUGCUAACCCUGCGCAACCCCGCAGCUGCUUCUCCCUUGACCUGUGCAAGGGCCACCUGAUGCUGGGUCGCUACCUGGCCUCCACCCGCCUCUCCUCCCCCUCCCCCUACUGCCUCAAAUACCUCGUCGCCCACCUCGCCUCAGCCGGACCCCCCGCCUCGCCACUCCUAGACGACGUGCUCGCGGGUUUUGCAUUCGUACAAGCCGCCUUCGCAGCAGGUUUCGGAGCGCACAUAAUCCGCGCCCUGGGCUUCAUGUCCCAUGCAACCCGUCUUUCCCGCGACGUGCUACGCUGGCUACGUGCCAAGCAGCAUGACAUUGCAGCCAGCCCAACUCUCGAAACGGUGGUUGGUACGGCACUCAUGAGCCCCACUCGUACCGAGCUGUACAAGGCGGCGUUAAAUGCGAGCAGGCAGUCGGGUGGCGGGUGGAUGACCCGCGGGUCGGUGCCCCCCUAUGAGGUGUGGCCUGCGGACUUGGCGGUGUUGAAGGGACAUGCGGGCGGCGUGACGGCGGUGUUGUUCAGUCCGGAUGGGCGGCAGCUGGUGUCGAGCAGUGGCGGGGGGUGCGAGCUGAGGGUGUGGGACAUCAGCACGGGGAGCUGCGGGGCAGUGCUGCAGGGUCACACCGCGGAUGUGACCUGCCUCGCCAUGAGCCCCGACGGCACCCUCAUUGCAAGCGGCAGCUCCGACAUGACUUGCAGGCUGUGGGACGCUGCCACGGGUCAGUGCACCGGCCUGCUGCUGGGCCACACGGGCGGCGUGACGGGGCUGUCCUUCUCCCCCCCGCUGCGGGGAGCUCCCCCGCUGAGGCUGGUGACCAGCUCCUCCGACAACACACUGCGCAUCUGGGUCGGGG
This is a messenger RNA of Astrephomene gubernaculifera, 3992 nucleotides long. NCBI's taxonomy places the organism in Eukaryota, Viridiplantae, Chlorophyta, Chlorophyceae, Chlamydomonadales, Astrephomenaceae. The record is from the annotation of a GenBank genome assembly.